UUUUGGUUAAGUACGACCGGCAGGAUGGGAAGGUCGAGGAUGUGGUAGAGGAGUGGGCGCACCCCAUGAGCGCAAUGCCGAUCAAGGCUUACAAGACUUCCCGAAGCCACGAAAGCGGAUGAUGACCGACGACGGAUUAAAGCCAGUGUACUGGGACCACUUUGCUGCCGCCGAGCCGGAUGACGAUGAGUGGUCUGUUGAGACGCGAAUGCUCCAGCGGAUGCCCGCGCAUUCAAUCGACGACGAACAGUUUGACUCGUUCGAAGUCAAGCGUCGAUCCCACUUGGAGCGAUUGCAGUUUUGGCGACACUGGAACGACGACGACCAUGAACUUGUGUUCAAGCAAGUGCCGUAUCACGAGACAGAAUUGUUCGAGUCUGUCGCAGCGGCAAACGCACCGCGUUCGCAUUUGGGCAGUCUGCGCUUCUGGGAGCACAACGACGACGAUGCUCCCCCGGAUGUUGAUUGGGUUCCCAGCGAUGAAGAAGAAAUGCUCGUGGCUCAGCUCGCAUCAACCAACGACAAACUAUACAACUCGUUUGAGGUGAGACAAAAGUCGCACUUGGCGCGCCUCAGGCAGCCCAGAGAUCACGAUGACAACCAAGCCAGAGCGCUCAAAAACGAGUGGAUGACGAUACUUCCCACGAUGGCCACACCACUGUCUUCAUCGACGACACCAGCUCCACUCGAUUCCAGUGUAUGCGAGCGGCCUCGGGCUGCGAGGAAUUGGCUCGGCCUAGCCCUCCUCAUCACGAGCUUCUGUGCCAUGUCGACCGUUGGGGUCGCGUUUCAAGUCGAAUCGUCCGUAGAGGUGGCGCCAAUGCUGAAGCUAUUUUGGCGCGUCAGCGGCAGCUGCAUGCUUUCCUUUGUGUUGACGAUGGUAUCUGUGGCUCGGUACGGCUGGCCGCGCGUCCACGCCCCUCUCGACACAGCCAUUCGGGUGGUUUUGUGUGCCGUGGGUUUUACGCUGUGGACUAGUUGUUCGAACCUGUCUUCCACACUCACGUCCCCAACUCACGCCAACGUUCUGCUCCACGCCCAUGGUCUCAUCCUCGUGGCAGGAAAUGUUCUCACCGAGCAGUAUGUUGGCCGGUGGGAAGGCAUUGGCACGAUUGUGGGAUUCGUUGGCACGGUAAUUGCUACCAUCGCGGACGCCGAGACCGUCGCUUGGUCGUCGUUUUGGAACACUGCCCGAGGAUCGACGUGGCAUGCCAAUUUCGUGGCGCUGACUGGGGCGGCGGGGGCGGUGCUUUAUCUGGUCCAAGCCAAGGCGAUUCAGGCCCGCAUGAACUUCAUGGUGUUUAUGUGGUGUCAUACUGUUGCUGUGUGUGGACUCCUCCUUCCGACCAUGUCUCUGAUGGGCGAAACGUUCGAGUUUUCAACGAACCCAUCAGUGGGCUUGUUCGGAUGGGCCACACCGAACCGAUGGCCGCUCGAACUGUAUCUGGUAGCCGUGUGCGACUUCGUCGGAUCCAUGGGUUAUCUCCGCGUGCUCCAAUUCUUCGAACCAAUUGUCGUGUCCAUGACCAUGCUUCUUGAGCCGACACUAGCGUCAUUUCUUGGCGCGAUCGUAAGUGGGAGCCAGUUCCCAGGUAUGCAUGUCGUUUUGGGCAGUCUCCUCGUCGCAGCAGGUGUAGUGCUUGUGUACUCGGUCAAGACGUCGCACCCGUCAUCGUCGCGCCGGCGCAGCCGACGGCCAACGACACACUCGAGCGAGUUUGUGCCUCGCAAACCGCUUAACUACGGCACAAUAGUCGUUUAAUUUAUUCUCCUCUGUCGAUCCGCUCGAAUUGCGUUUGCAGUCCAUC
This is a messenger RNA of Aphanomyces invadans, 1808 nucleotides long. RefSeq lists its product as hypothetical. NCBI's taxonomy places the organism in Eukaryota, Oomycota, Saprolegniomycetes, Saprolegniales, Verrucalvaceae. The transcript has a single exon. The record is from RefSeq and is a predicted model, not a curated record. Bases 119 to 1762 code for a protein of 547 amino acids.